GCUUGGCGCUUUUCCUUGUCCAUGGAGUUUCAUCCUUCGUCAUUCCCUCAUCAUCUUUUGACUCUGGAGGCAUCUUUUUAACUUCUUAAGUUCAUUUGAGGCUCGAGAUGCUGAUGACUUUUCCUCCGAGCACUUGUACUCGCAUCUCUUCAAGUUGUCGUUAUUUUCUUGAGUACAAGAAUUUGUCUCCCUCUCCCUCUCCACUCACUUUCAUCCGCUGCUCCAAUUCUAUUCAUUCCACGUUCAUUACCUCAUGGAGUAGUGCCUGCAAAGAAAUAGAGUGGAUUUCCUAUCUUGGCCUAAAUUCUGCUUUGGCGAUGGCUGCGGUAGGGUGGAAUAAAUAAAAUGACGCAAAAUGGGUCAACCAAAUGAGGAUAAGAGCAAAGGGAUCCGAUUCUCUCAUGGUGUGAUAUCUAUGAUAUGCAGGAGAGCUGUACCUUUUCUAUAAGUUGAAAGAUUGGGAAAAGCGUUGGCAUUGUAAAGGGAUUAUAGAGUAAAAGCAUGUGAUAUAUCGAAGGAAAAGAAAAAGAUCGGCUCCCAUAUAUUCCGCCGGUUGGCACCUUCAUCCUUCGCGAAGAACAGGAAUCCCAAGUUGAAGAACAAUCCACAGCAAAGAAAACUGAUUUCCAUGGCCACUAAGUUUUGGUAGACCGAGCGGGAUUCAAGAAAAAGGGUCGAACUGUACGAUCGGAGUACAUACGUCAGGACCAGAUCCAAAAGGAUUGUCUUGCUGGGGCUUCACAUGCUUCGGAAUCCUCCGUUCAAAAUUGUCGUCUGUACGGCACUUUGAAUUGAAGACUGUCACAUGGGCGAGAAUCCGCGACCGAGGGGGUGGUUGCCUUCGAGGACUUUGAAGUCUCGGCGCUGAACUUGGACUCUCGAUUCUGGAGCUGGAUCAUUGGCUUCGACAAUCCCCAGAUAUUCUCCUACGUCCUUAGCAGAAUGUCCGCUGAGCUCUCGCGAUAACUUCUGCAGGACUCCAAGAGAAAACACAUCGACGAAGGGUUAAUCCCUCGAGGUGAGACAUGUCAUUUAGC
Marchantia polymorpha subsp. ruderalis is the source of this 1037-nucleotide messenger RNA. The record is from the annotation of a GenBank genome assembly. NCBI's taxonomy places the organism in Eukaryota, Viridiplantae, Streptophyta, Marchantiopsida, Marchantiales, Marchantiaceae.